Rotaria sp. Silwood2 is the source of this 261-nucleotide messenger RNA. Lineage: Eukaryota; Metazoa; Rotifera; Eurotatoria; Philodinida; Philodinidae. The record is from the annotation of a GenBank genome assembly.
AUGACAACAUCUCGAACGAACAAGUAUACUGAACCACGUAUACGUCGAAAUGUUGGGUCACAUGAAAUGUUUGAUAAUGAUACCGAUCAAUAUGAAUUAGAUAGUAAGUACUAUGUAUUUAUGAUUAUUACGAUAUUAUUUGUUUUUGCCGACGGUGCAUCCAACAAUUAUUGUACACCCCAAUUGCAACGUCGUCGUCCAUGUGCACAAUCAUGGACACAGCCUACAACUCCUGCUUCGAAGCUUCAACGCAUUCUUUAA